Messenger RNA from Eleginops maclovinus (Patagonian blennie), 2328 nucleotides. RefSeq names its product GLI pathogenesis-related 2, like (gene glipr2l). The coding region runs from base 425 to 895 and encodes 156 amino acids. Gene Ontology annotation, cellular component: extracellular region. Lineage: Eukaryota; Metazoa; Chordata; Actinopteri; Perciformes; Eleginopidae. The record is from RefSeq and is a predicted model, not a curated record. The transcript is spliced from 5 exons.
ACAAGAGUGGGUGUGUGCUCCUCUGAGCCAUAAAGAUAGAGUACGACCAGCAGAUAGAGAUAGUAGGGUGUGUGGCUUAGAGAAAUAGAUAGGAAGGUUUGGCUUAAUGAAGUGAAACCAAAUUUGAGAAGGAAGCAUGUUACAUCAAGAUCUGUACACUCAGAUAAAUAGCUAAAGGGGAACUUUGCACAAGUGCUGUGACUUCUAGGUGGAAUGAGACAGGAAUUGACGAAAAAGGCCCUGAAAUAAAGGCAUUAGCAGCUGUUUCAGGGCAUCAGUGUUUGACUGCAUUAAAGAAAGAGAGUGAGAGAGAACAAGCAACAAAGAAAGAGAGCAGGAACAGAAAACAAGACAGAAAGGAGGCUGCUUUUGUUCACUGCUACGAGUGUUACAGAUUUGACUGAAGGCUUCCUGUGUCAGCACCAUGGGAAAGUCAGCCUCGAAGCAGUUUUCUGAGGAGGUGCUGCAGUACCAUAAUGAGUUCAGGAGGAAGCACCAGGCUUCUCCACUGAAGCUGAGCAGCAAGUUGAGCAAAGAAGCCACCCGCUAUGCUGAAAGUCUGGCCAGCACAAGGAUCCUGAAACACAGUGCAGAGUCCAGUAGAGGGAGCUUUGGAGAGAACCUUGCGUGGGCCUCCUAUGACCAAUCAGGAAAAGAUGUCACAGACCGCUGGUAUGAUGAAGUGAAACAGUACAACUUCAACCGUCCUGGAUUCUCCUCUGGCACGGGCCAUUUCACAGCAAUGGUGUGGAAGAGCAGUAAUAAGCUGGGUGUCGGUAAGGCCACUGCAUCAGACGGCUCUUCCUUUGUGGUGGCCAGAUACUUCCCCGCUGGGAACAUCACUAACCAGGGACACUUUGAGAACAACGUCCUCCCUGCUCAAGCUACCACCUAAUGAUGUCUAGUCCCCAAACUUGACUCAAGCCCAAAGGCAUUUAUUCCUUUUUCCAGAAGAAUCUGAAGUGCCUGCACUGAAGGAUACUCAGGAGAGCACCGCCUAAUGCAUAGUACAGAUCCAUACCAAUAUCAUGUGGAAUUUAAAAGAUGAAAUUAGCUUUAGCUUUUGUGAUUUGAAAAGAGGCAUGUAUGAUAGAGUGUUUAAAAUGAACAAACCACUACUGUUUGACAUUGCUGACAAAACAUUUCAAGUGACUAUGUGGACAGUUUACUUUUCAAUAACAUUGCCUGUGGAAGUAUUUCAUUCACUAAUGCCAAUAUGUCUUUUUAGUUUCACACACUGAUAAUCAUUAUAGCCUCACAUCUGCAUUGGAGUUAGAAUGGAAACUAAGUUGAAUGGACAUGUUUUUUGUUAACCUGUGGAGUCAUUGCUUGUACUUCAACGUCAUGACUCAACAUGCUUGGUAUGAGUUUGUGUUAUGGCCAUUAUUUGUCAAAGCAGUACUCGGUACCUUUGUUUUGUACUCUAACCAGUUUUAUAAAAUUAAGUUGACAAACUGUCAGAAAUACAUUUAGCAUCUCUCUGGGAACUCUUGUGUCAUCUGUAAUGUGUGACAUUAUACGAGAUUGAGAAACGGAACUAAAUGUGAGAUCUCAGUCUGGCACAGUUCUGGCAAACUAUGUGUAAUAUGAUAAAUAUAGAAACAUUUUAGUAAAUGUAGGCAGUUUUCUAUAUAUACAUAUUAAUGAAUUCAUGUUUUGAAGGGUUUAUAUUAAAGAUCUGAAUCAUUAGGAGAUUUGCAUAUUGCCAAAAAGAUUUAGAAGAUUUAGAAGUGCAAAGUAUGUUUUAUAUCAGUAGCAUACUGGCACAUUUUCCUUUAAAAAGCAGUUAUCUCUUGUUUUCCUUGCUCAUUUAACCUGACCUUUGGCAUAUGAAUCUAUUGCAACCCUAAAGUAAAGCAUAUUUUCAGUAUUUAAAUAACACAUUUCUUUUCACACGAAGACUUUGAGAUAUGGAUAGAAAAUAAGCCUUCAUGUGUUUUCAAUUUCUCAUAUCUUCAGGCCUGUUAACCUUUAACAUCAGCAUAAAAUUAAAUAACUUUAGUCAAUUAAGAUUAACUUAAUAUUUACCUAUAUUGUUGUCACUUGGCUUGAGUGAGCAGCUUCCAAUUCUGUGUUUAAAGUUGCUCUUGUUUACAUUUGAAUCCUGUGUCAUUGUUCAGGUAAAAACAUUUGAAACAACUGAUAGUUUUACAUGUAUGUCAACUAUUUUUUGACGGAUUUGGGGUGAAAAUGGUGUGGGCCUGUUGUAUAUACUGUAUAUGUGCUAAUACUGAAAAUGUUGCUAGUUUUAAUCAUAGGCCUUUUGAAUUUGAAGUAUGUGAGGGACUAUACUGCUCCUUUUGUAAAAAAAAUAAAGUUACAACCAAA